AUGGCGCCCGAAAAUUCAGAGCAGGAGUUUCUUCGCCCUCCAAGCGAGCAGAACUUCGAGCCAGUCUACCGCGAACCCUCCUAUUACAAUCCUCUAAAUACCUUCCGACUACCUAGUGGACAAGACAGGCACUACCAGCAGCAAUAUGGCGACAUGUACUUCUUGCGACUGGCCAAGUUGAAACCCGCGGUGGAGGAAAUCGCAGUGGAAGCCUGGGAAGGAUUCAGCAUCGCGGGAGAGAAUGCACGUCGUGUGGAAAGAGUACUGGAUGUACGGCAGGGAGAGCUCUGCUGGGUUGCAGGCACGAUCUACAUGGAUAUGCCACUUAAACCCAAUAUCCUUGACGACUUGACCAAGGAGAACUACACUCUCGCCCCUCCUCCUCGCCCAACCUACCAGGACCCCUCCCAUCCAGAGUUGACACAGAUCAUGCUGGAAGAUGAAUCCGGACGACUGCGCCUAACGGGCAGCGCGCUCAGCUCCACGCAGCUUGCCACUGGCGCCAUCAUCGCGGUCUUAGGUACGGAAAAUGCCAAUGGUGAUUUCGAGGUCAUCGACAUCAAGGUGCCCGACCUGCCUCCACAGCCUCGUCGAUGGGAAAAGGACGAGGUAGACACUGCUCAGAAAGAGUCUAGCAAGGGCAAAAUUGCCUUUAUCAGCGGCCUCGGCAUCACAGGAACGUCAAGCGAUACCCUCGCAUUAGAGCUCUUGACGGACUACCUCCUAGGCUACACUGGACCCUCGGAGCAAGAGGACAGCCCGCUACCGAACGCCUCUCUAAUCACAAGACUGGUCAUUGCUGGAAACUCGCUAGGAACCAGCAUGACUACCGAUACCAGUGCUGACAAUGCAGCUGCUGCGAAGAAGAAGACGGGCACGAAAAAAUACGGAUACGACGCUUCCGCAUACAAUGCAUCACCCAUCACUCAGCUGGACACGUUCCUGGCAGAGAUCUUACCCAGCAUACCCAUUACUCUAAUGCCCGGUGAAUCGGACCCCGCCAACUUCUCUCUUCCGCAGCAGGGUAUUCACCGUGCCAUGUUCCCGCGGGCCAGAGCAUACUGCGCUCCACCUCCAUCGGGCGACGAGAAACAAGAACCCGGUUGGUUUGAUAGCGUGACGAAUCCAUGGGAAGGUGAUGUAGAGGGGUGGCGCCUGUGGGGAAGCAGCGGCCAGAAUGUGGAUGAUGUCCUUCGCUACCUCAAUUUCUCCGAUCCUGAGAGCAACCCUGCCUCUACGGAUGGCGAUGUUGAGGCCAGAAUACGGAUUAUGGAGGCUAUGUUGCGCUGGAGGUGCGGAGUACCAACCGCUCCUGACACCAUAUGGUCAUACCCAUUCCAAACACAUGAUCCGUUUGUGAUCGAAACCUGCCCCCACAUUUUCUUCGCUGGCAACCAACCGCGGUUCAAGACCGCGGUCAUUGAGGGCGAUAUGCCCUUGAAACUGAAUGGCACAGACACCGAAAUGACCGGUACAGACGACAACACUCUGGGGCCACGGGUCCGCCUUUUGUCCAUCCCCAAAUUCAAGGAGACCGGGGAGCUAAUCUUGGUCGAUGUCGAGACACUGGAAGUCGAAGUGGUCAAAUUUGGAACAUUUGCUGGACAGCAAGAGAAACAAUGA
Molecule: messenger RNA, 1623 nt
Organism: Aspergillus homomorphus CBS 101889
Lineage: Eukaryota; Fungi; Ascomycota; Eurotiomycetes; Eurotiales; Aspergillaceae
Product: DNA-directed DNA polymerase delta subunit POL31
Exons: 5
Coding region: 1-1623 (540 amino acids)
Biological process (GO): DNA replication; DNA strand elongation involved in DNA replication
Cellular component (GO): delta DNA polymerase complex
Molecular function (GO): DNA binding
Source: RefSeq, a predicted model, not a curated record